This is a messenger RNA of Babesia ovata, 1293 nucleotides long. RefSeq names its product cobalamin synthesis protein, putative. The coding region runs from base 1 to 1293 and encodes 430 amino acids. Lineage: Eukaryota; Apicomplexa; Aconoidasida; Piroplasmida; Babesiidae. The transcript is spliced from 3 exons. The record is from RefSeq and is a predicted model, not a curated record. Gene Ontology annotation, cellular component: cytoplasm.
AUGGAGGCUACGGAAGUGCAGCGUGAUCGAAAGAUCCCUGUUACAUUGGUAACAGGCUUCCUUGGCAGCGGUAAGACCACCUUCAUCCAGCGGCUGCUGAAAGAGCGCCAUGGGAUGCGCAUCGCAGUGCUUCAGAACGAGUUUUCGCCUGAAAUGGGCAUAGAGAAGCCAGUAUUGAGCGCUGGAGGCGCCUCCGUGUUCGAGCUACCCAACGGUUGUCUUUGUUGCAGCAUGAAGGACGGCAUCGUCGAAGCCGUGGAGUCCAUUUUGCAGUAUCGCAGCGACUUAGACUGGUUGGUCGUCGAAGCCGCCGGCAACGUUGAUCCUUUGGAGCUGGCUUCAAACUUUUGGCUGGAUCCCGAGAGCCCCCUACUGUUGGAUGGCGUUCUAUCGGUAACGUGCCCAGCAGUUAUGCAGGCCGUGCUCAGUGGCGCGAAUUCUGAAGCCAAUUCGACAACAAACAAUCGCAAAAACGAGGGAGACAAUAUUGGAGGCCCCAAGCUGCUUGAGGAGUGCACGGCACUUCCUAAAAGGGACGCCAACGGUGUCCGUGUCCCCACUCCGCCCUCGGGUGACCAGCGCUUCAAACUCUUGGGAAAUGAGACUCUGGACGGCAAAAAUAUGCUGGAAUUGAUGCGCAAACAGCUCAGCGUCGCAGAUGUGAUCAUUGUAAACAAGAUUGACGAGUUGGAGCGUCAUUCUGGUAAUGGCGAUCAGAGCGGUGCCGAAGCCUCGUCGGCCCAGAUGGAAAAUGACGGUCCCGGAUCGAACACUCCGUUUUUCGCCGCUUUUAAUUCCAUGCUUCAGGAAAUGAACCCGACAGCAAAAGUACUCCAAACUACCUUCUGUAACGUCGAUUUCAAGUCUGUGAUGAACCUGCAAAUGUUCGCCGCCUCGCGCAUAAUGACCUUCCUCUCCGAAGGCCACCACGAGCAUCAUCAUGACCACAAGCAGAACCAUUCAUCUCCUAACGUUUUUGUAAAAAGCCAAGGUGUAUAUUCAUUGGACUAUAUCAACUCCUUCGUCUCACAUUUACUAUGGGAAUCUGGCGCCACAGUGUACAGGUGCAAAGGCAUUUUCAAAGCUCGGAAGGAUUGUGCAAUGGUCACUGAUGCGGAUGGAGCUACGUCAGUCUUCCAAUUGCAGGGUGUUGGCAUGUUGUUUGAGAUUAGCGAGACGGAGGUCGCGGAAUUGGACGACAACCGGUUCUUGUUCAUAGGUCCCCAACUCGAUGUGGACGGCAUAAGGAACUCACUCCAUCUUCCCUCAGAGACACCUCCAGGAGAAGCCUGA